Messenger RNA from Drosophila serrata, 1448 nucleotides. Its product is annotated as nucleoside hydrolase. Gene Ontology annotation, molecular function: hydrolase activity, hydrolyzing N-glycosyl compounds. Lineage: Eukaryota; Metazoa; Arthropoda; Insecta; Diptera; Drosophilidae. The record is from RefSeq and is a predicted model, not a curated record.
CCGCACUGAUAAGGGUAUUUGCCUGUCGACCAGAUAGAAAGACCACCCCGAUUCCCGACGAAUCCCACACACACAUCUCCCAAACGUUUGUCCCUCUCUGGCCAGCUGAUUCACUUAACACAUGAAAUACAGCGCAGAUAUGCAUUGCACACAUGGCGACAUAUCGCACAUGUGGGCACGGAAUCGGGAAUACAGAUUGGACAACGAAACGGAGGGCAGAGCCGGAGCGGCGUUGUGAAAUUCCGUGAUACGGCUAGAGCCGAGUGGAAACGAUGGACAGCAGUUUACAUUCACCAUUCACCAAUUGCCGGCGAUGGCAGACGGACGCACAGCGGCAAACGGCGACGGAAAAGGAGAUGCACCCAGAUACGUCAUCCUGGACUGUGACGGUGGCAGCGACGAUGCCUGGGCGCUGCUCCUGCUGCUACAUGCAGCGGAGAGCCACGGCAUCCAUCUGCUGGCGGUGACCACGAUGGGAUGCGGCAAUACCAGCCGAGAGAGUGCGGCACGGAACAUGCGACGGAUACUCGAGGCCUCCAACCGAACAGACAUCCCUAUAUAUCUGGGCGCUGUUGAUCCCCUAAUCCCUUGCAGUGAGGACGAAAAGAAAUACUUCCAUGGCCGCGAUGGAUUUGGAGAUUGUCUUGAAGAUGCCUGCGAUCCGGUGGAGAGCUAUGUGCAGCCAAAGCAUGCAGUGACUGCCAUAUAUGAUCUGUGUCGUGCGAGGCCCAAACAGAUCACUGUUUUCGCCGUGGGUCCCCUUACGAAUCUGGCUCUGGGCUAUACCAUGUACGGCCAGGAGUUUGGGGAGAACUUCAAAGAUAUUUUCAUCAUGGGCGGGAAUUACCAGGGCGUGGGGAAUUCCUCACGUGCCGCCGAAUUCAAUUUCCAUUCGGAUCCGGAAGCUGCGCACACUGUGCUGUUGAGAAGCAGCUGCCCCAUCACCGUCCUGCCCUGGGAACCCUGCACUGCGGAGAGAUUCAACAUAUCCAUAGACUGGCGCCUGAAGGAAUUUGCCACUAGGGCAAAGGAUGCCAAGCAUCCGGCCAUUACGAUGCUCAACAAAGUGGAGGCCGCUCAGUGGCUACCCACGACCGAGGCGUACGAGACGUGGAAUCCCUGCGAUGCUCUGGUAGUGGCCGUGUGGCUCUUCGGAGACCGGUUCAUACGCAAGCACAGUACCUGGCAUGCGACUGUUGACCCGGGGACCCACACCCGCGGCCAGAUGGUGCUCGAUCACCUGCGAGAGCGGGAAAAGCAUCCAGAGAAUGUGCGGAUCAUUGAGCACGUGGACGCGGAGUUCUUUAAGCGGAUUUGCGAGUGGAUUGCCGGCCUGGAUGAUGACAGCAAUCUGCUGCGGGACACGCAAUAAUAAAUCCAUAUCUGUAGUAAUAUUCGCGCUUUUUUUGCAUUGUUUUAUCAAAUUUUUAUUUGCUCCUAUUUCAUUU